UUUCCUCGUUUCAAAGUAAUUUCACGGUAGAGCGAUGCAAUUAGCUUAUCAUACGCGCGGCAUCGGUACAAUAUUUUAAUCAAGCGAGCUGGAAAAACGAGGCAGAAACUCAUUUGCGGCUCCACAGGUACAGCCGCGUGUUUUCCGCUGGCGUAGCUGCUUAAUUUCCACCCUUCAAUCACAGGCAGCGGUUUUGGCGAGAGAGAGAAAGGGAUGAAUUCAUCAUAUCGAGGCUGAGUGGCGCGCGGUUGAACGGGGGGCAGACCUCAGUCUGACAGACAAUAGGAAGACUGGUUGAUGAAUGGGUGCUGGCCGGGACGAGCUGCUCGAGAGUCGCGUGCCGAUGGCCCUGUUCGGCAUGGUGUGGCUGAUGCGGGUGCGCGCCAGCAUGCAGCAGUGCACAAAGUGCGGCCAGGGCCGACCGCCCCGAGCCCACCCUGACGACGCCGAGCCGCCCCCGCGGCCUAUCCGCUGCCGGAGCAAGUCCUCCUCGCCCUUCUGCGAGGUCCACGGAUACACUACGCCUGACAUACAAGAGUUUUACGAGCUUACGCUGCUCGACGACACCAAAUCCAUUCAACAGAAGACUGCAGAAACCAUUCGCAUCGCCAACAAAUGGGAGGCGACGGACGGGCUCGGACAGCCCCCUUACGAGGGCAUAGGCUUGUUGCCCCUCAGCCGGGCCCUCUACGACCUGGAACACAGAGCCAUCAGCUCCGACGAAGUCGCCCUCACUUACCCGCCACCGAAGCCGAGGUAUGCGCCGGACGACGAUUUAUUGACCUCACAUUCCCCUCAACACGAGCAGGGCCACGUCAUCCUGCGAAGUGAUAAUUACGCUCAGAGCAAUGAUGGCUGGUCGGAGAGCGAAAAUGUGAACGGCGGUAGUGGAGCCGGAGGUCACUUGGGCUCUGCAGGGUCGCUGAACAUGGCACCGUCUUCGCCGCAACCGCAGCAGGCGGAACCUGAGUAUGUCACCGAGGAAAUUGUGCUAGAGCGCGGCGGCGCCGGGCUCGGCUUCAGCAUCGCCGGCGGCACCGACAACCCUCACCAGGCUGGCGGUGACUCAGCCAUUUACGUGACAAAGCUCAUCCCUGGCGGCGCCGCGUGGGCCGACGACCGGCUCAGGGCUAACGACGCCAUUCUCAAGGUGAACGAUACCGUGGUGGAAUGUGUGCCGCACGCAGUCGCCGUCGAAGCCCUCAAGCAGGCUGGCAAUACCGUCCGGCUGUGGGUAAGGAGGCGUGUGCCGUCCCGCAACUCUGGCGUCAUCGAGAUCGAGCUCAUCAAGGGCACCAAGGGCCUGGGCUUCAGUAUUGCUGGCGGCAUCGGCAACCAGCACAUUCCCGGCGACAAUGGCAUUUACGUCACAAAAAUCAUGGACGGCGGGGCCGCCCAGGCUGACGGACGUCUCAACGUCGGGGACAAACUCGUCGCUGUCAGAAACACUCCGAACGGAGAGUGCAGCCUUGAGAACGUGACUCACGAGGAAGCAGUUGCGGUGCUGAAAGCCACCCAGGACCGCGUGAUCCUGCUGGCGUGCAAGCCAACGCAGCCCUCGCUGACGGUGACGGACGCCCCCAGGCCGCCACCAUCGCCUUCGCCCCCUCAAACGUUCCGGCAGGAGUCACCCAAGCCGGCACCGGUGAGGGAAGAACUGCCCCCGAUGAGGUACUCAGAGAGCCUGACGCCGCUGGGCAUGCAGCCGCUGCCUCCAGCCAGGGCUGUCAGUGAGGAGGACAUCACCAGGGAGGCGAGGAACAUUGCCUUGCAGAAGUCGUCGGCUGGAGCGCCCGGCAGCUCUGGUGGUGGAUUGGGCUUUAACAUAGUCGGCGGGGAAGAGGGAGAGGGAAUUUUCGUCUCGUUCAUUCUAAACGGCGGCCCUGCAGACCUGGGCGGUGACCUGAAGCGGGGAGACCAAAUUCUGAGUGUGAAUGGUCAGGACUUGACCAAUGCUACGCACGAGGAGGCAGCUCAGGCCCUGAAGGGUGCCGGACAAACAGUUCACAUUGUGGCGCAGUACAAACCUGAAGAGUACAACAGGUUUGAGGCUAAAAUACAAGAGCUGAAGCAGCAAAUGAAUCAGCAGAUACUUCUGGCCAGCAGCAACCAAAAUUUGAACGCAGCAGUGAAUGCACCAGGCACCGCGACUCUUUUGAGGACAUCGCAAAAAAGAUCCCUUUACGUCAGGGCUUUGUUUGAAUACGAUCCCAGCAAAGACGAUGGACUUCCAUCAAGGGGGCUUCCUUUCAAGCAUGGAGACAUUCUCCACGUGGUGAACGCCAGCGACGACGAGUGGUGGCAGGCCAGGCGGCUGCCCUCCAACGGGGACUCAAACGAGCCUCCGGGUCCAUUAGGAAUAGUGCCAUCGAAAAGGAGGUGGGACCGCAAACAGAAGGCCAGGGAUAGGUCGGUCAAGUUCCAAGGUCACAUCGCCACUUCAAACGACAAGCAAUCCACUUUGGAGCGCAAAAAGAAGAAUUUCUCGUUCAGCAGAAGAUUCCCAUUCAUGAAGAGCAAGGACGAACGGUCUGAGGACGGAUCGGACCAAGAACUGAGUCCAACAAUGUCGCCCGGCGAUGCUGACGGACAGAACAUGCCCUUCAUGCUUUGUUACACUCAAGAUGAGGCUCAACACGAAGGUAUGGAAGAUGAGGUCGGCGGCAACGUGCUGUCGUAUGAAACAGUCAGACAAGUCACGAUCCAAUACGCCAGGCCGGUCAUUAUUUUGGGGCCUUUGAAAGACAGAAUCAACGACGACUUGAUCUCCGAGUUCCCAGACAAAUUCGGAUCAUGCGUCCCACACACGACGCGGCAGCGGCGGGAGUACGAGGUGGACGGACGGGACUACCACUUUGUCAGCUCGCGGGAGCAGAUGGAGAAGGAUAUCCAAAAUCACAUGUUUAUCGAGGCUGGUCAGUAUAACGAGAACCUGUAUGGAACGUCGGUGGCGUCGGUGCGCCAAGUGGCCGAAAAGCUAAAGCACUGCAUAUUGGAUGUGAGCGGAAACGCCAUCAAGAGACUGCAAGUAGCUCAACUUUAUCCCAUUGCGAUCUUCAUCAGGCCAAAGUCGGUUGAGUCCAUUAUGGAGAUGAACAAAAGAACAACAGAGGAGCAGGCCAAGAAGACGUAUGAAAGGGCUUUGAAAAUGGAGCAGGAGUUUGGAGAGUAUUUCACAGCUGUGGUUUCGGGAGACACCCCUGAGGAAAUCUACGGCCGCGUUAAGGAGGUGAUAAACAGCCAGUCAGGGCCAAGCAUUUGGGUGCCAUGCAGGGACCAGCCUCUGUGACACGGGGAGUCGGCGCCUAGCCGCAACCCCUCCGCCGACCACUGGGUCAUGCCCUCACGAUAGACAUACAUCACCCGUUGUAUCGAGUCCUUCCACGAAGAUGCCCGGUUUAUAUAUUUGUUAUGAUCGAGUAAUCAAACGCCUCCCCCCUCCCUCAUGUGUUUUUGUGUAAAAAGCAGUAAGUCUGUCUUGCUAUAUUUUUUAACUGUUUAUUUUUAACUGUAUUUCCAUGUUGUUGAUACUUAUAACACGUAAUUGCGUGUCGGAAGGAUUAGAGGAAUGUAUGGUACUCCUUUGUUUUACAUGUACUUCUUAACCACCAGGACAUUCUUGCGCAUCUUUGCACACAUACGCAAAGUUUUGUUUUGACGAGAGGAUCAAGUUGGUCGACUUUGAACCAAAAAACAAUUAGAGUAACGAGAAAAUAUUGCCUUCAAAUCUGUCGGAAUAUGAAAAUCGACUCACUUAAACCGAUUCGGUGCAUUUCUUGAGGAUAUUUAAGCUCAAAUUAUCGUUAGCUGCCUGAGAAUCAAAAGAGACAUGUAUGAAAUUUUGGACAUGAUUGUAACUAACCGCUUAACCUUCCUUAGAAUCUCUCUCUUCUUGCCUAACUACUUCUUGUACGUUUAAUUCAUCCUGCGCGCGCGUAACUAUGUAUUUAGGACAAUGGGCGUUGCGAAACGUUGCCAGCUCUUUUAUUCAAACUCGACAUUGUUACACACACAUUUUCCGGAGAGACUGCGUUGUUUCGUAAAUUCUAUCUACUCUACACUAUCUCCGCCACUUAUUUUGAAUCUCCCAACAUAGCCUGCCCUCUUACAAAAAGAUACUAUAUUGUUAACGUUCAAAAUACAAAAAAUAAUAGCGAAUAUAAUGAAUGUUAAUGUAAUGGUAAGGAUUAAUUGCUACCUGCUGUUACGUCCUAUUGAAUAAAGAGAUGAUUUUAGCAAGAGUUAGAGACAAUGAGGGUUACGUUUGAAAACGAUGUUUGCUGUCCUCAUUAUGGAGUAUUAACACAGAAUUGUUUCAAGGCUGUAAAAACUUAUGAAAAUUAAUUCAUUAUAACACAGGAUUAAUAUUAUGCCUAUAAAUUAUUAUGAUUUGUGGUGUGUGUAUAAUCAUGAUGUAAAUAAAUUUCCCAGACAAGCUAUUAAAAA
Messenger RNA from Cloeon dipterum, 4446 nucleotides. It is a transcript of the gene dlg1, whose product is annotated as discs large 1. Gene Ontology annotation, biological process: receptor localization to synapse; chemical synaptic transmission; receptor clustering. The record is from RefSeq and is a predicted model, not a curated record. Bases 302 to 3289 code for a protein of 995 amino acids. Gene Ontology annotation, molecular function: kinase binding. The transcript is spliced from 18 exons. NCBI's taxonomy places the organism in Eukaryota, Metazoa, Arthropoda, Insecta, Ephemeroptera, Baetidae. Gene Ontology annotation, cellular component: neuromuscular junction; basolateral plasma membrane; postsynaptic density membrane.